Molecule: messenger RNA, 1924 nt
Organism: Paramisgurnus dabryanus
Lineage: Eukaryota; Metazoa; Chordata; Actinopteri; Cypriniformes; Cobitidae
Source: RefSeq, a predicted model, not a curated record
UUUUUGUCUCUCUCUCUUUCUCUCUGUAUAACACAUCCUUCUGCAACGACAGUCUAAAGUCGAAUCAUUUAAGGGAAAUGUACUGUUUGACUAUGAAUAUGGAAUUCAAGCAAUGUGAAAUGAACAUUGUGUCAUCUUACAUAAUAAAAUUUUAAAUAUUUAUUGCUGAAAUAAAUGUGGAGACACAAAGGUAGCUAUGUAAAGAAGCUAUUUGUUCCAUUUCCCAGUAGUAAAGAGAGGUAGAGUGGGAUGUGUGUUUUUGCAAGAUGUUACAGUAGAUUUACUCAUUUUGUCCUUGCAUCACCUGUUUACGUGGAUCUCUGUGCUCAUUCUGAAGUUACAUCAUAAAACUUUGAUCAUCCCUCCCUCCCCACAUCACUAAACUUUUCAGCCAGACCCUCUUUAACCAAUCACAGAGUUCUUCAUCUCUCUUCAUCUUCUUGUUGACCUGAUGGAACUGAAUUGAUUGGUUUUGACCAUAAUGUCCCACCUCUGUCUCCCAUGAGAAAACGUUUGUAUGGAAAGCACGAGAUGGCUGAAGACACAUCUGACUUGUGUGUCGGUCAGACGCUGGCAGGGACCCAACUCGAUCCACUCCAACUCUGUCAGAGACUGACAGUCAUACAAAAUUAUAGCAAAAGACGACUUAGUUGAACUUUGAUCAUGGAUAACGUUUCUGCUUUGAUUCUAAACACAAGCAUUUCUGGGUGGCGUCGUCCACUGUGGUACAUGUAUGAGGAGUGUGCUGUAGCUCCUUACGGGUUUAUCUUCUACUUCUCUGUCAAAGUAAUUAAUCUCAUUGUAGGAUUCCCAAGCAACGUCCUUGUGAUGCGGCAUAUUUUGACGAAGAAAAGUGAAGGCUCAACCUCCGACAUCUUCUUUUUGAACCUGUCCAUUAUAGAUGCAUUUUUCUCCCUCAUGACGGCUCUAGACUUGUUUAACCGCCUUUACCUGGAUGAUGAAGACGUCUGGUACUUUCUACGCUUCUCAUAUGGCGUGAAAGACAUGGCCCCCCUAUUCCUCACCUGUAUUUGCCUUGACAGGUACAUCGCCGUGGUCCAUCCCAUAGUAUUCACAGGGAUCCGAGACAAUCGUAUCCGGAUGGGCGUCUCUGUGGUGGUGUGGGGACUCAUCCUACCGUUCGCGUUGACCAAGUCCAUCCUGGGGACCAGAAGUGUAAACGAGGUGUUAGGGGGAGUCAUCCUGUUUGCAUUGUUCCUGAUGAUCUUCUGUAACUUGUCCAUCAUCUGGGUUCUCAGGAAGAGUGUCGCCGGGAAAGAAGUCAUGAAUCCGGGCAAAAAGAAGGCCUUCAAAACAGUGAUUACAGUUCUCACUCUCAUCGUGGUGAACUAUCUUCCUCCAGUGGCUCUAAUGCCGUUUUCAUACGCUUACACAUUUAGGGAUUUACAUUGUAAGAUCAGCGUCUCGGUGUACAGCAUCAUGAACCUGAGCUGUACAAUCGAGCCUCUCCUCUACAUCUCUAAAAUGGAGAGAUCUGUGCUGUGUCGCUGCCUAGAGAGUCCCUCAAAGAAACUUGAUGACAAAUAACGUCUGAAACCCAGCAAAGAGUCUACCUGUAUCUUCAUGUCAAAAUCACAUUUUGGUGUGUCCGGUAGUAGAAGCAAAAACCAUGAAUAAAUGUGCAGUGUUCAAAUUUUUGUUUGAUAUUUGUGAUGAUGAUGAUGUCUUGUGUACAGUCUGGGUCCUGAAAGAAUCUCAUUGAUGAGUCAUUAAUGUAAUUUACAGCUCAGUGUAAACAAACUUUAGAAAUUGUGUUUUCUGUAAUUGUGUUUUCUGAGUGCCGUGUUUCUGUUCAUCUUCAUCCUCUGUGUUUACCUGAUUUUUCAUGUGUGAUUGCUAUUAACUCUGUUUGAUUAAUAAUAUGACUGUGUAAAUAUAAAGGAAAAGAUCAAAUGUACAAAAA